GCUAUAUUUUAUUUGUUUUAAAGUAGAGUAGUGAAUUAGAUAAUAUAAGAAAAAGGUUCCUUCCUCAAACGCUCAUCGCGUCGAUUGUUGCAGACAGUUCCAUCAAUUAGGGUUUUCGUCGGCCGGAAGUUCCAGAGGCGUAUCUUGAAUCUAGACAUGGGGUCUCAUGAGCAAUCGCCAGAAAAAAGUAGUUCGAGCACUGUGUCUAAGAAAGUUGCGGAGAUUUGGCAGCGAAUGAACGAAGGAGUUCCAAAUAAACGGCUCAAUUUUGCCUCAACCGCUUUGCCCGCUAAAAAAUCAGCUAAUAGCAAUUGGAAAAGUUAUCUUGGUGUGGGUGCAAAAAGGAAGGAUCAUUGCGUUUCGAAUGUACAAAAGGAAGAUAGCCUUUUGAAUCAUAGUUGUAGUGGGGAGGCUAAAAGUAUUGCUGCAGCUGCUUUAGCUGCGGUGAGAAAUGCAACUGUAACGGCUGCAGCUGCAUCGAGCCGGGGCAAGAUUGAGAUAACUGAGGUCAAAGACUUUGCGGGUCAAGAAAUCGAAGUAAGGCGGUUAGUUGAAGCGGAUUCAAAGGAAGCAUUGGAGCGGGGAAACAAAGGCUCCUCUUCUUCCUCGGCAGCGCCUUCAGCGGUUGAUGCUGUUCUUGAGCAGAUAAAAAAGAAACAAAAGCUGAGUGUUUUGGACAAGACGAAGAAAGAUUGGGGAGAGUACAAGGAGGAAAACAAAGGAGUUGAAGACGAGCUAGAUAAGUACAAGAAAAGCUCGGAUCAGUAUCUCGACAAAGUUGGUUUCUUGGAGAGAGCUGAUUACAGACAGUUUGAGAAAGAGAGAGACGCUCGUUUAGCUCUUCAGUCCAAGAGAAGACACGAUGAUGUAUGAAAUGUGCCCGACGACUCUUUUAACAUGUAAGAAAUCAUUUUCUCAAGUGAUUUUGGUCACAUUCUUUCCAGAGUCUUAACCGAGUGCCCGUUGCUUGAUUGAUUGAUUGUUUUUAUGACUCUCCGACUCAGAUGUUCAUAAGAAUUGAAAACAUCCUCUCUUGUAGGCCAUGGACUGUGAAAUGGGCUUGCACUGCGACUUAAGCCCAACUUUUGAAGCUCACGUUUCUAUUUCAACCCAAUUAUGAAAUGAAACAUCAUUUCAUUUGUGAUUGCAAUCUUCUCGUUCUUCUGAUCUUGUUAUAUUGAUGAAAACCUUAACGCUGCUCCUGUAGAUAGUUUAUUUUCCAACGGUGCUCAUUUGAGCUAGAUUCUGAAAUAUCAUAAAUCGUGUUGGACCACAAAAAA
Messenger RNA from Arabidopsis lyrata subsp. lyrata, 1280 nucleotides. Its product is annotated as craniofacial development protein 1. The transcript is spliced from 4 exons. Lineage: Eukaryota; Viridiplantae; Streptophyta; Magnoliopsida; Brassicales; Brassicaceae. Bases 157 to 873 code for a protein of 238 amino acids. The record is from RefSeq and is a predicted model, not a curated record.